CAGUUCUCCUGAGCCCACGGCGCAUGGAAACAGGUGGAGAGAGGCCGGGCUGGCCAGGGCUUCGGCCUCAAGCGUCGGGAAAUGGCGGCGGGAGGCAGAACGGAGGAUGGUUCCUUGGAUCUGACCCAAAGUAUUGAAGAUGACCCCCUUCUGGACCCCCAGUAUCUCCCAUAUCAUUCAUUACAUGCUCAGUUUAGACCAAGAUUCCAUCCUCUUCCUACGGUCCUUAUAGCAAAUCUUCUCUUGUUCAUACAUGUUGUGUUUGUUAUUUUAGCAUUUUUAACAGGUGUGCUUUGUUCUUACCCUAAUCCAAAUGAGGACAAGUGCCCAGGAAACUACACCAACCCACUGAAAGUUCAGACGGUCAUAAUCCUUGGAAAAGUUAUUUUGUGGAUUCUGCAUCUCCUGCUUGAAUUCUACAUGCAGUAUCACCACAGCAAAGUAAGAAACCGAGGUUAUCACAUGAUCUACCGAUCGACGAGGCAUCUUAAAAGGCUUGCACUAAUGAUACACUCCACUGGCAGCACGGCACUUCUCCUCAUACUGUGCGUGCAGCACUCCUUCCCGGAGCCCAGCAGGUUGUAUCUUGACCUCAUUCUGGCCAUCCUGGCCUUGGAACUGAUCUGUUCUCUGACGUGUCUGCUCAUCUACACAGUGAAAAUUCGAAAAUUUAAUAAAGCUAAACCACAGCCUGGUAUACUUGAAGAAGAAAAGGUCUAUGCUUACCCCAGCAAUAUUGCUUCAGAGACUGGAUUCAGGACUAUUUCAAGCCUAGAAGAAAUUGUCGAAAAGCAAGGAGACAUAAUAGUAUAUCUGAAGCGACACAAUGCACUGUUGAGUAAGCGGUUGUUGGCCUUCACUUCAUCUGACCUAGGCUCUCAGCCAAGUAGAAUGUGACAGGGAGAAGACAUCAAUUGCAGAGGGAUCCAGAGUAAUUUAAGACUGAUUGACUACCUGACAAGCUGACAUAGGGAAUUGCAGCUUUUGCCAAGUAACAUUUUACAAUUUUGGUUGGAAAUCUGAAUUUGGUUCUCACCUGUGUGGCCGUUUACUAUGUAGGGUUUGAGUCCUGUGAAAGGUGUUGUGGAGCCUUGAUAACUCAAGAAUGUCUGUUUUGCACAUUUUGAAGUUACUGAACUGCCUGGUUUAUUCAAGGACCAAAGGUAGUUUAAACAUCUCUCAUUGGCCAGUACUUCUUCCACAUGACAUAAGAACCCUGUAAUAAUGGAGCUAUUUAUAGAGGGAAUAUGACAUGACAAUGUAUUUAGAACAGGGAUUUGAUCAAAGAAGUUCCUCCCACUUUUAAAUUGAUGAGGAAAGUGAUUUUUUAUGUUUCUUCCCAUGGAACCUUGUGAUUUGAUAUGCUUGUGUGGUACUGGCUGGCAGCGUGGCCCUUGUAGCAUUUCUAAUUUCCUCACUGGAGAACCAAGGUCU
Molecule: messenger RNA, 1434 nt
Organism: Rhinolophus ferrumequinum (greater horseshoe bat)
Lineage: Eukaryota; Metazoa; Chordata; Mammalia; Chiroptera; Rhinolophidae
Product: transmembrane protein 192
Exons: 2
Coding region: 82-897 (271 amino acids)
Cellular component (GO): lysosomal membrane; late endosome
Source: RefSeq, a predicted model, not a curated record